GCUUAUACUAAAACACUAUUCUUCAAGAAGCUGAGUAAAACUGUAUGGAUACUGGGAAAGAGACUCCCCUUGAAUGGAAUACAUCUGAAAUAUCAGCAUCAACAUCAGUAUUUGACAUAACACAAAAUCAAACAGAAGAACUUAACUAUACAGUCAUGUCUGAAUUAACUUUCGGAAGCAACCUUAACAGAGCAUCAAAUAGUACUGUACCAACGCAAGAAUCAAUUAUAGCUGAUACUUUAGCUGCAUGGGAACAUGAAGAAUUCGCUCCUGAAAAUAUAACAACUAGUGAAAAACUUUCUAAGAACAAUACAUCAAAGUCUAAAGGCAAUGGGAGGAAACGCAAACAGUCUAUUUUACAAAACGAAUCAUUUCUUUCAGGGUCAAGUGAAAAUUCCAUCAAUUAUAGUUCUAUUCAAAGUGCUGUUCUUCUGCCUAAGGCUGCAAGCCAAGUUGGGAAUGAUUUUAACCGCCAAGUUCUUCUCAAUUCUUCCCACAAUAACACAAAUCUAAACAGCAGUUCAGAGAGUGGAGGUACUAAUAGCACUUUUGAAAGUCAGCUAAAUUCUACGUAUAUAACUUCUCAAAAUUCUUCAUUAGUUUCUGAUUCUUCAUCCAACCAAACUGUAGGAGAACUAGAGGCAUCCAUGAUCAGUUCCACACAGACAGCUAGAAGGAAGAAGGUAGGAAAUAUAACUUUGCCAACCCUUCCAGAGGAAGGUAAAGGAAAAAUACUAAAUGUGCCUCCUAAACAAGAAGUAAAGAAAAGAGCACCUAAAGGUGCAACGAAAACAAAAACAAAAGGAACUCAAGUCAAUAUUAAGACAAAAGCUCCAAAAAAAAAUGUUGCUCCAAAGAAAACAACAGGGACAAAAGUUGUUAGAAAAAAAAUGGAAGGAAAUAAAAAACAAGAAAAUGUUGAGCACACUGAAGCAUCUAUUAGAGAAAAUAUUAUACCCGAAAACAAUUUGAAUGUCAAUAUAGGCAUUCCUUGUGAUUAUGAAACAAAUUCCAAGGAGGCAUUACUCAAAGAAAAAGUUGAAGAAUUAUUAAAUAUGCCAAGCACAAGUCAUGGGGUUUCUGACAUUAAUAACACAAUUGAGGCUGUUGACCAUACAAUCGGUAGUGUUGAUUUCGAUCAAAGUGAAUCAGAGGUUUUGGUUUCCCAAUCUUGUUCAAUUGAGAUUGUUAAAGAUGCAAACAGGGCUUCAAAAAUAAACAUUACUCUGCCACCAGAAACUAAUUUAUCUCUUUCUAAAAAGAAAGCAGCUACCGUGAAAUCUAAAAAAAGUUUACCUUCUAAUAAAGUUAAAAAGGACUCAUUAACUGGUGGAAGUAAUAAUAUACCAAAUCAAGGGAAAAUAAAAAUCAAACAAGAAAAGUCUUCACCAAACUCGAUAGAUUUAACUUUAGAAGCCAAACCUAACAAAAUUAAACAUGAAAAAUUAGAAAUGGAAAAUAAAAAAAAACAUUCGAGAAAAAAUGAAACCUCUAAGCCAGAAAACAAAAAGCAUGGAAAAGCGAGCCCUGCACCUAAAAAUAAAAAACAGACGAUUGCAUGUGGUUAUAUGUCUUCAGAUAGCUCAGAUGAAUCAGAUGAAAGCUAUGACAGUUCGGGAGAUGAUAGCACCAGUUGCAGUUGCAGUGAUUGUGAACAUUAUUGCGGUUGUACUUGGUGUGGAGAAAGUAGUUCUUGCAGUUGCUCGAGUAGCAGCGAGUCUUCUUAUGAAUCACCUCGCAGAAGAAGACAUCAUAGAUAAAAUCCUUAUCACACUAAGACAAUUGUGAAACACUUGUUUUUAAUAUUUGAUAAAUGCUUUGUUAAUUUUUAUUAUAUUCGAUAAUUUUGUCAAUCAUAAUGAAUGUGUGAAACAUUAAUAUGCUAUGAAAUAACAUUUUGUGUUUUGCUUACAUUCAUUAUUUCUAAAAAAAUAUAUAUAUAUGUUUUAUAAUUACUUAAUAUUAAUUUUUGAAAUUGGUUUUAAUUGUUAAUAAAAAUAAAUGGAAAAUACUCAUAUUAUGUGGUCUGUUAUCCGCUUCUGUCUUCCAUGAAGAGAAAUCGAGGGUCCUAAGAACUAAUUUUCUUGAGCACCCAUCAGAUAUUAAAUCCACGACUGAAACCCAACCUUUUCUGCAUAAUAUAUGUUAGAAAAAUACCAUGUAUAGCUGUUAUGUAAUUAUUAUAUAAAUAAAAUAUGUAUUAUUUUUAUAGUAUUGUAAAAAUUAGAACGUAAAAAAUAAAACCUGAUUGAAUGGACUGAGCCCAUUUGAGGGCUUGAUCCCCAACUGCCCUCCCCUCUCUGUUGGAUGCAGGAAGGUGAGAACUGUAAUGAGAGAGUAUACCCUUGACUUGGGUGAAACCAAUGCCUACUGCUAAUGGACUGAAUACCUGUACAACAACUUACUUUAAAAGGUACAGUUCUCUUUAUAUUUUAGUGUUUGAGAGGGUUCUUAAAAAGGAAUUAAAAAAAAAAAAAAAUUCAAAGUCGAUGAUUUAUUUACCUCUGAUACAUACAAAUAGGCAUAUUUGAAAUAAGUUUAAAAAUUUGAAGAAGACAGUAUAACAUAUUUAUGGUAUAUUUAUAAUAUAUUGUCUAUUAGACCAGAUUUUAUGAUAGCAGAUGCAUGCUCUGAGCAAAUAAUUUUUAUCUGCCUUUCCUUUGCUUUUUCAGUUCUGAAAUCUAAAUAAUAAGAUUUUUUAAAGAUGCUGGAUAUUUUCACUACUAUACAGGAACAGGAACACUACUAGUGAUACAGGAAACAGUAGUUGAUAUUGUGUAGGGAAGACAGCUUUUUCUAAAUAUUAUCAGAGCAUUAUAUCAUUCACCAACUCACAAUUAUGUCAAUCAACCUGCAAUGAUAUGGAAUAUUAUAUACCUUUCUGUUACGCUUUAAAUUUCAGGAUUUCAUAUUAAUGAAAACAUUAACCAAGUUUAAAAAGUUAUUAAAAAAUAACUACAAUAAAUUAUUACAAAGCUUUGACUUCUUAAUUUAUUUUCUGUGACCUGGGAUGUAUUGCGAUAGAAUAAUCAUGCAAAUAAAAUAUUUAUUUAUAAAAAAAUAAGUAAAAAAUACACUUUUUUCAAAAAUGCAUCAUCUAAAGUGAUACUGUUUUUAAACAGAUCUUUAUCAUGGGAAUUGAUCCUUAUUAUAUUAAGUGACCUACUAAAUGUUCCCAAGUUUAAUAUUUAUGUUUUCAUGACCAUCAUCUCCUAAAUUGAUUACAGGACGAGUAAACUGGGACAAAUUUUGUGAUGACUUGGAAAACAAACUAGACUUGAAAAUUGCGCUUAAGACAAAAGAAGACAUUAAUGGUGCCAUAGAAAAACUUACAACAUCAAUAACAGACAGUAUAAACAGUAACACCUUUAACAAUUUACAAAAGACUAACUUGCCACAGCAUAUUAGUAUCUUAUUAAAGGAAAAACGCAGAGCAAGAUCGAAGUGUCAUAGAAUUAGAUAUCCAACAGAUAAAACUCAUUAUACCCAACUGACUAACAAACUAAAAUCAGAAAUUAGAAAAUACAAAAUUCAAAAUUUACUAAAUUUUACUGAAAAACUUACACCUACCGACAAAUCACUGUGGACGACGAAUAAACGGCUCCUGAAAUUUAAAGACUUUAAUCAUCCACUUCUUACUGAAGCUCAAACUUGGUCCAAAUCUGAUGAAGAAAAAUACCAAAUUUUUGCUCAUCACCUCUUCAAAACUUUUAAUCCACAUCCUGAUAUCCUUAAUCCAAAUUAGCUUGAAUGUAUUGAAACAGAACUGGAUAUUCCACUCCAAAUGACUCCUCCUCCUAAAGCAUUUCAUCCUUCAGAAAUAUCCAAUAUUAUUAACAGAUUACCCUCCCGCAAAGCACCUGGCCACGACCUAAUCACUUCCCACAUUCUUAAACUACUUCCUCGAAAAGCCAUUCUAUUCCUUACUUACAAUUAUAACGCCGUACUCCGUUCCACAUAUUUUCCUGACCCUUGGAAACUAUCUGUAGUCAAAAUGAUACAUAAACCCAAAAAGCCACCAGAAUACUCAUCCUCUUACCGUCCUAUCUCUCUUUUACCCAUCAUGGGCAAAAUCCUGGAGAAGCUCAUCUUAAAACGCCUGUAUCCCAUCCUAGAUUCUAAUCACCGAUUCCGCACAUCCCAUUCCACUAUCCAGCAAUGUCAUCGUGUGGUAGACGUUGUCUCCUCUGCAUUGGAGCGCGGAAUGUAUUGCACUGGAGUUUUUCUCGACUUUGAACAGGCGUUUGAUCGAGUCUGGCAUCCGGGAUUGCUUUAGAAACUCCGUAAAUUCCUUUCCCCGACAUAUUUUCUUAUCAUCAGUUCCUAUCUUACUGAUAGGCACUUCAAAGUAAAUCACAAUAAUACCUAUUCAUCCCUCUUUUCUCAAUCUGCCGGAGUUCCUCAAGGUAGUAUCCUUGGUUCUAUCCUUUACACAGUUUAUACAGCUGAUAUCCCAACCCAUCUUAACACUGUCAUCACAACGUAUGCUGAUGACACAUGUAUCCUGUCAGUUAAUAAUGAUCCAACAAUUGCAUCCCAAACUCUUCAAUCACACAUCACAAACCUUGAAGAAUGGUGUCAAAAAUGGAGGAUUAAAAUAAAUCCCAUCAAAUCAGCUUUACCCUUCGUCGUAAACCAAUGACUUGCUGUCCUAUAGUAUCCUUUAAUAACACCCCACUUAUCCCUGUAGAACAAAUCCUAUACCUAGGACUCCAGCUGGACAAACGUCUCACUUGGAAUCCUCAUACAAGACUGAAACGACAAGAAACUGCUCGACAUUUCCGCUUACUCCAACACUUACUGGACAAACGCUCUAAACUUCCAAUGAAUUACAAACGACUCAUAUACAUGACUAUAAUAAGACCUAUUCGGACUUAUGGAGUUGAGCUAUGGGGCUCCACUAAACCAUGAAAUUCUUCUCGUAUCCUAUCUUUACAAUCCAAAAUCCUUCGUAAAAUCCUCAAUGCUCCUUACUUUGUCACAAAUAAAAUAAUCCAUAAAGACCUCAAUGUUCCAUAUGCUUCCGAUUUGGCCAAAUCCAGAUACCUUAUCCUUCCAUAAUAAACUUCAUAAACAUCCGUAUCCUCUUGUUUCUAACCUUGCCUCCUCUUCGAUUCCUGAUAACCCUCCGAGGCGUCUGAAAAGAAGAUGGCCUCGUGAUCUUCUCAUGUAGACAAAUUAUUAGAGUGCUACCAAUGGGUAGUUUCUCAACAAGUGUGUUUCAUGUGAUAAUAUUCCUCUGUACACAUUUACUUGAUGUAUUCAUACUAAUACAGUUGUAAAUAUCA
Molecule: messenger RNA, 5288 nt
Organism: Nezara viridula (southern green stink bug)
Lineage: Eukaryota; Metazoa; Arthropoda; Insecta; Hemiptera; Pentatomidae
Source: the annotation of a GenBank genome assembly